CCCAGAUCUUCAAAAAGUGGUCCGAGCGCCCUCAACUUCAUUCUUGUUUCCCCCCAGCCAGGGGUUGGAAUGCUGCAUCCCGUACGUUCCGUACUCCGUACUGCAUGUACGGAAGAAGAGCGGCCGAGUCACAGACAACCCUUGCUCAACAUCGCUCCCUUCCUGCCCGCACUCGCCUCAUCGCCAUCGUUCCCGCGAAAUCCCUUUAACUCGCACCCGAUCUCACUCCGUGGGAGAUUGGUCGCUCCUUACGUCCGCAGCAUGAAUUUGAACCUUUCAGCAUCGCUCAACGUUUUCAAGCUUCUGGCGAAGCCCUCGUUGUGUCUGCCUCACGCGACCGUCAGCACUUUUGAUGACCUGCCGAUUCCUCUCGACAAAGCCUUCGCCACGAAGGGCCGCCUAGUCGACAUCAGGGCUGUGGUCCUGGACAAGGAUGACUGCUUUGCCCUUCCAGACCACAGCGAGGUCUAUGAGCCGUACAAGGUUCGAUUCGAGGCUCUCCGCGCAGCCUACCCUGGACAUCGUCUUUUGAUCGUGUCCAACACGGCCGGCGCAAGGAGCUACGACGUUGACGGCAGGCUUGCCUCAGAGGUCAAGGAGUCGACUGGGGUCGAGGUUCUCCCGCAUGCCGUGAAGAAACCGGGCUGUGGCAAUGAGAUCUUGUCCUACUUUCGCGACCAUCCAGAAACGGGAGUGACGGGCCCUCAUCAAAUUGCAAUUGUUGGGGACCGCCUAGCAACCGAUAUGAUGCUCGCCAACAUGAUGGGCAGCUGGGGAGUUUGGGUCAAAGACGGCGUUGUGCCUCUGCAACGGAAGAGCAUCUUUUCCAAGAUUGAAAGAAGGCUAGGGCCUUUCCUCCUCUCGCGAGGGUACUUGCCCCGCGAGCCUACCAGCCCUUUCGAAUAACGGCAUGACCAAAGCAACAGAUCACCAUCCAUGAUGUGGCAGCUAGCAGCUCCACUCGAAACUUGUGCGGUGUGCAGGAGGACCUCCGGUAGUUGCAGGCUUCAAAGGCCCUCCCUCCCUGGCCAGGUAGCGGGUCGGCUGUGGUACGAUGUUGGCGGAGAAAGGAACCGAUCCUGUGGUGAGCCUCAACGGGCUUCUAUCGAACUGGAAAUCCCC
Messenger RNA from Thermothielavioides terrestris NRRL 8126, 1122 nucleotides. RefSeq lists its product as uncharacterized. The transcript is spliced from 3 exons. Gene Ontology annotation, molecular function: phosphatidylglycerophosphatase activity. Bases 262 to 906 code for a protein of 214 amino acids. NCBI's taxonomy places the organism in Eukaryota, Fungi, Ascomycota, Sordariomycetes, Sordariales, Chaetomiaceae. The record is from RefSeq and is a predicted model, not a curated record.